ACGUCUCCGGUGCGAAGGCGCGAGCAUUACAAAACACCAGUUAGUUUCCUGAAGAAGUUUUCAGUUUAUUUUUAUGGUUUUCAGAGCAGAAUAAAAGGGAUUCAGUCAGAAGAUUUCCUAAAGAUAUUGUUAAAUUAAGAGGCUUAAGUGCCGCAGUGUGUGUUUACUCGUUAGAGUGAGGAAAAUGAAGUGGAGUUCUCCUUCCUUCCUUCCAAAAUGGCGUCCUGUACAGAGCCCUCAGUCAGGUCUUCCUGCAGCUCACUGAGCUUUACAGGGGAUGAGAAACGUGUCAGAGGUGAGAAGAUCCAGGAGCAGAGUAGCACUGAGAAACCAAACAUCAACAGACUGAAAAGAGCAAAAAGAACCAAAAAGUCUGAUGUGGUGUUGAGUGAGUGUAAAGUAAUGAGACCUGAAGUCACAGGUGAUGAUGAGAAACGUUCACACGCAUCCACCAUGAAGAAAACUAGACCUCUGACCCCCCACAGCACACAGUGUUCUCCUCCAAAGCAAGGCCUCCUCCUCCACCUCAUGGAGACAUCUCUAGGACAGAAUAAACUUGAAGUCAAGUCAGAACUCGGCGCUUCUUCUCUUCACCAGACAUCCAUCCUCGCAGAUGAGGCUCAAGGUCCGAGUGGAUCCCGUGCAGAAAGACGUGAACAUGAAGAGAGCGAAAACGACACUGUGCUGAACGCUUGUUCCAAAUCAACACCGGCGUCACUGAGUCACCAGGUGCGGUUUCAGACCUCAGCUGAGUUCUUUAAAGAACUCACAGCUCACACCCAAGAGGAAGUUCUGAAGCAGAUCCAUGAUCAGAACCCACACUUUCCGGUUCGACACGUGUUCCAGACGCUGUUGAAGAGACUUGGUGAUCGUAAAAGUGGCUCGGUCAUCCCAGUGGCAGGAAAGAGGAAACAGGAAGUAGAAUCUCACAGUGACGGACGUCUUCGCAAACGCCAGCACACGAGUCAGGACGAGUCUGAGAUCAGAAACGGGUCAGAUGGUCGUGUGAACUCUCGAUAUGGAGCAAUCAGCAGGAACAGACUGAGGAGGAAACAACCGCGUGUGCAGAACACAGCCCUGGACGAGGGACAUGCAACACAUGACGAUGACAUGCCCUGGACGGAGAAAUAUCGUCCUCGGAGCGCUGAUGAAGUCGUGGGGAACUCGGCCGCAGUGAAGAAACUGUACAGCUGGCUGAAGGAGUGGAGGAUAAGAGCAGAUGUGGAGGAGAGGAGGAAAAGACGAGAGGAGCGUCAGAUGAAGGAGGAGAGCGAUGGGUCGUGGGAUCGCGGGGAUUUCAAAGGCGACCCGCUGAUGGAGUGUGAGGGUGAGCUGUGUAACACACUGCUGAUCCACGGACCCACAGGAGCAGGAAAGAGUGCAGCCGUGUUCGCCUGUGCAGAGCAGCUGGGGUUUAAGGUGUUGGAGGUGAACAGCUCAUCCCUGCGCUCUGGUCGUCUUGUCCUGUCUCAGCUCAGAGAGUCGACUCAGUCUCACCAGGUGGGGGCGCCACAGUGCUCCGCCUCUCUCACACGCACACCUGCUGCAGCGUCCCGAGAAGCUGCUCCACAGAAAUCCGUCUCCUCCUGCAGAAAACCGUCAGCGAUCCCUCGAGCUGCUUCCAGAAAGAAACGUGUCACUGCGCAGAAGUCCGUCACUCUGACACAUUACUUUAGGAAAAGUGGAAAACUGGUCAGCUCUGAACUUCAAGAGACAAGAGCUGCUGCUGAUGUCACAGUUGACGAGUCUGAGUUUAAUAAAGAUGGUGCAUUGGACAAAAAGGACAAGACAGCGGCGAUAUCUCUCAUUCUGUUUGAGGAGGUCGAUAUCGUUUUCCAGGAGGACGUGGGUUUUCUCAGAGCCGUAAAGUCUUUAAUGAGCACAACCAAGAGACCAAUCAUCCUGACCGCCAACGAUCCGUCGUUUGGCAAGUCGUUUGACGGUCAUUUUGAGGAGAUCCGUUUCAGAACUCCUGCAGUGGAGACCAUUGUGAGCUACCUGCAGUGUGUGUGUGUGGUAGAGAGGGUGAAGCCAGACCCAGAGCACAUCCGCUUCAUGCUACAGGAGAAUAACGGAGACGUGAGGCGGAGUUUGUUAGAGCUGGAGUUGUGGGCGAGAAGUGGAGCUGGAAGCACACACCACCAUCUACACAACAGAGCACUCACUUGUAGGUCCUACGCUGAGCUGGAAAGCAGCAGGUGUGCGGAGGUGCUGGUGGAUAGCUGGCGAAAAGGGCGGAGCCUGCUCUACUCAAACCUGGAUCUUCUUUUAGCCCCACCCACUGUUGAAAAAGUAGAUCAAAGCACUUUUGAUCAAAUUACAAUUUGCACAACGUUUCAAAAGGAAGCGAUUAAAUCUCCACCCAGCUCGAGAAACCGUUCCAGACUGCAAGUUAAGAGACACCUUCUCAAAAUCAAGCACUCAGAAUCUGCGCUCCCAUUGGACAGAUUCAAACGGAUGAACCAAUCAGCUGCAGAGGCUGGAGGUUUUUCUAAGGUGGACUCUCUUGCACAUCUUUUUGACACCAUGUCUUUCAUGGACUCGUAUCUUUCCCAGCAGCCAUGUUGUAAAUCUGGACCUCUGGGAGUCAAAAUGGCUGACGGUUUGCUGGACGAGCCUAGAGAAGAAGCAGAUGUGGAGAUGAGGACACGCAGUUUGGAGAGAUGUUAUGAGAUCCUGGCGGUGGUGGAGGGUUUGGGGUUCCACAGGUGCAGAAUGGAGGCGUGUCCAAUGAAACAAGGGAAUCAGGACAUGAUGGGAGGAGAUAAAAACAAAACAAGGAAAUUAAGUGCGCAGAAGCGUGGUGAAGUCGUACACAAAGUGCUGUGCAGUAAAGCGUUCCGAUGUCACGGUAAUCGGACGGCGAUACUGACGGAUUAUCUGCCCUGUGUGCGUUUUAUCUGCAGAGAGCAGGACGCCGAGCGGCAGCCGGAGCUCAGAUUUUCUCACUACCUCAGAGAUAUCGGACUGCGUCUCCCAAAAAGCAUCCUCAACCUUCUAGCAUCUCCACUACACUGAAGUGUUUAUAAUAAUUAAAAUAAUAAUCAUGUUUAUUAAUAUAUACAUUCUAUUGUCAGCGCGCGCGCACAUGAUUUUUUUUCUCCAUUUCAUUUCAGCAUAUUGUUUGCAGUCCAGUAAACGUGUGUAUGCCGUCUACUUAUAUGUGAAUAAUAAAUUAACUUUUAUGAAGAUA
Messenger RNA from Neoarius graeffei (lesser salmon catfish), 3193 nucleotides. It is a transcript of the gene atad5b, whose product is annotated as ATPase family AAA domain containing 5b. The coding region runs from base 217 to 3018 and encodes 933 amino acids. The record is from RefSeq and is a predicted model, not a curated record. Lineage: Eukaryota; Metazoa; Chordata; Actinopteri; Siluriformes; Ariidae. The transcript is spliced from 14 exons. Gene Ontology annotation, cellular component: nucleus. Gene Ontology annotation, molecular function: DNA binding; DNA clamp unloader activity.